AUGGUAGGGUACGACUGGGGGGCGACGAACGCGUGGUACUUGUGCCUGCUCAGGCCAGACCGAGUGAAGAGGCUGGUGAACGCGACUAUGACGUGGCUCCUCAGGAAUCUGGAGAGGAAGCCCGAUGAGUCGAUAAGGGCGAUGUUCGGAGAUGAUUACUGCAGCAGGUUUCAGAACCUGGAGUGGCAGAAGAGGACUCUGCAAAAGCUGAUAUCGCCAAACUCAUUCAGCUACUCCUCACAGGCCGUGACUGUCGCGCCCAGAGAUGUAGGGAUCUCAGGAUUGACCAAACCACUCGAGCAACGCCAGGUUGAGUUGCCCUCUUGGCUGACCGAAGAUGACAUCAAUUACAACGCCAUCCAAUUCAGCCGGACGGGCUUCACCGGAGGAUUAAACUAUACCCUUGUUUGGACUUGA
Messenger RNA from Eucalyptus grandis, 417 nucleotides. RefSeq names its product epoxide hydrolase A-like. The transcript has 2 exons. Bases 1 to 417 code for a protein of 138 amino acids. Gene Ontology annotation, molecular function: hydrolase activity. NCBI's taxonomy places the organism in Eukaryota, Viridiplantae, Streptophyta, Magnoliopsida, Myrtales, Myrtaceae. The record is from RefSeq and is a predicted model, not a curated record.